UCCACCUCCACUGUUGUACAUGAAGCAAUUCGACCGGAUCACCAAACAACAGCUCACGCUGAUCGAGCACUAUCGCGUCGCGCAAGCAGAACACUGCAAACUGGGCCGAAACAGCAUGGCGCAAUUGAUGGAUGCGAACAAGGCGUUUGCUACCAACAUGAACACAUUAGAGCCCGAGAGCUGGCAGACUGGGCUGGAAGAUUGCGGCGAUUUCUAUACUCAUCGAUGGAGAGAGCACCUAAGAUCCAUUUGGGAAACACCACGUACAGGAACGGAGAAGGCGGCAUUGCAUUCAAAGCUUUUUUUAUAUUUCUUGCUACAGGUCUAACGCCGAUGGCUUAUUGUCUGAAAUACUGUGUGAUAUCCAACAAUCGGUACACGCUAUACCAGCGCACAUUCGGUCGGAUGCGAGAAUAUCGGAGGCCAAAGAUUAACCUGAAGGCGUUAGCGGAUGCCAUCAGUGGACUUCUAGGUGGCACAUUGACCGAAGAACAAGCAGACGAGCUUUUCUCGCUGUUUGAAUUAACACCAGAGAACAGAUCUUUGACGCUAGAAGAGUUCUGUGUGCUCUGCGCAGUGGCGGAACGUCUAUACUAUCAGAAAAACUUACGUUCCCUGACGGAAGAGACACAACAAAUGCAGAGAGGAUUGCUGGAAGCUGUCGAUUUUCACAGGUUACAUACAAGACUAAUCGGACUGGACGUUAUGACUUCGCUGAGAAGAUUCCUGCAACGGAUAAUGGAAACAGGUCUGGGCGCCCUGGCAGCAUCUCAACCCAAGUACAACAAGGACUAUUUCCUCAAACUUCAACCGCAUCCUGCAUCGGUCGUUGCACAGAUUCCCAAGGUCCACUUUAUUUGCUGCAUACGGCAGAGUGGAUAAGUAAAAACGUGUCACCACUUGCGUCUUCUUCUCUUUUCUCCACUUAUCUCUCUCGCUCCCCUUCCAACCCCAAAAUACUAGCCUUUCUUCUAUAAUUCCCAGCUUAAUGUGUAGUGUGCAUAGAUUUCCUAUUUUUGUGCUUUAUCUCACUUCGUUUUUAAACGGUAAUGUACAGUCUGUUUUAACUGACGGUCCUUCGAUACACUCUUCUCAAACUACCGAACGCGCGUUCUGCUUUUUUUCCUGCGGCAGACUGACUGGAUUUCGUCUCUGUGACUGGGAACUCUGAACUUCGUCGAUCCAAGACUUCUUAAUAUCAUCCUUCGACUAUUUCGUCAGAGUGCGAAACCUUUGUGGAAUGAGUCAAGCCAGUAACAUCUGAGGGUCAGCGUUUACCUUUCCUUUUUCUGACAUUGAUUCGUUCCUUCUUCUGGUAGUCUAAGACUAAUCUCCACUUCACUACAAAAUUGGUGACCAAGUUGCUCCCUUUACAAACCUGAACAUUUUGCCAACUGUGGGUUGUCAGUUAACACCACUCCUUACAUUGACUAU
Molecule: messenger RNA, 1434 nt
Organism: Dicrocoelium dendriticum
Lineage: Eukaryota; Metazoa; Platyhelminthes; Trematoda; Plagiorchiida; Dicrocoeliidae
Source: the annotation of a GenBank genome assembly